Closterium sp. NIES-65 is the source of this 1260-nucleotide messenger RNA. Lineage: Eukaryota; Viridiplantae; Streptophyta; Zygnematophyceae; Desmidiales; Closteriaceae. The record is from the annotation of a GenBank genome assembly.
AUGCUGGAUGGCUACUUUGAGUUCUUCAUGCCGCCCGCCGCCGCCCGCUCCGUGCUCGCCUUGCGGUCUGAACUUGACGCGCUGAUUCAACGCAAGCUAGAGGAGUGGCCAUUCUGGGAGCCAUCUUGGGCCUUGUGGAGUGCGAGCAGUCACGCAGCACCUUCACCACAGCCCUCAUGCCAGAAAGAGUUCGGGUGCAAUUCUCUUUCUUUUCCCGUGUCAUCACCCCGAGCAGCUGAGCUGGUUAACCCUCGCCUUCCCUUCACACCAGAAGACAAGGCCAUUCUUGGAGCUCUGGGGAACCCUCGCCUUCCCUUAACAGCAGAAGACGAGGCCAUUCUGGGAGCCGUCUCGGACCUUCCCCAGUGCGAGCAGUCACAAGGCACCUUCACCAUCGGCCUCCAGCCAAAUCAUCAGUCGUGCUUUUUCUUUCUUCGCUUUUCCCUUUUCACCACCCCAACGCAGCUGGAGAACCCUCGCCUCCCCUUAACGCCAGAAGAUGAAGCUAUUCUGGGAGCUGUUUCUGACCUGCUGCAGUGCGAGCAGUCACAAGGCACCUUCACCAUCGGCCUGCAGCCAAAGCUCGCCCCUCCCAAGCCAGCCAAACCCGUGCGGGCGAAAGCAGUGGACAUGAAACUGGAAGUGGGGAAGGAUUUCAAGUCGUACGUUCACAACAACUGCAAGAUCCAUUUCCUGGGCAAACCUCGGUACUACACGGAUCAGAUCGGGACGAAAAAGGAGAAGGUGUAUCAAUGCACGAUGCGGCUUGGCGGGGCUGCGGCAGGGAUUGAUUUUGUCGGCGAGCCUGCUUCUACGAAGAAAGUUGCCGAGUGGAACGCGGCUGUGGAGGCGUGGCAGUGGAUUCUGGAGUAUAAGAAGGUGGAGAGGAAGGAGAAGGAGAAGAAGGAGGAGGUGAAGAAGGCUGGGAGGAAGGAGAGAAAGGAAAUUAGGAAGGCGAAUCAUAAGAUGGAGGAGAGGUGGGAGUUUUGGAGGAAGAAGUAUGAAGAGGAGGAGGCAGCUGCUAGAGCUGCAAAACGGAAGGAGAAGGGAGGAGGGAGUGGGGGGGGUGUAGGGGUGGACGAGGGAGAGGCGAUGGGUGAAAAGAUGGUGGAGGAAAGCGGGAAAGGUGUGGAAGAGAAGGGAGGUAAGUCGCGGGGGCGCAGAAAGGGGGGAAAUGCUACGAAAAGGGAGCAGAAGGAGGGGGAAAAGGGAAGAAAAGAGCAGGAGGAGCAGAGGAGGGGGUUGAUGCAGCAGGGGUAG